Messenger RNA from Papaver somniferum (opium poppy), 1161 nucleotides. Its product is annotated as F-box protein CPR1-like. Lineage: Eukaryota; Viridiplantae; Streptophyta; Magnoliopsida; Ranunculales; Papaveraceae. The record is from RefSeq and is a predicted model, not a curated record. The transcript has a single exon. Gene Ontology annotation, molecular function: protein binding. Bases 1 to 1161 code for a protein of 386 amino acids.
AUGUCAAGCAUUCCUGUUCCGGAGGAGAUUCUUGUGAACAUCCUUUUGCGGUUACCAUUUAAGGCCAUAUCACUAUGUAGGUGUGUAUGCAAACUCUGGUACACUUUACUCUCCAACCCUAGUUUUGUCAAAACUCAUUAUGAUCUUUCUAUUGAAAAGAAUUAUCCUAAUACCAUUCUUAGAGCAGAUGUCAACGGUAAACACGCAAUCUAUUCUAUAAUUUAUGACCCGUUAUCAUCAUCUUUAUCAGCAUCUAGAUGUGAAAUUCAUUACCCGUUCGAAACUAAAGGUAAAGUUGAGAUUUUGGGUUCUUCUAAUGGUUUAUUAUGCAUUCAUGUUGGUGAGUAUUUUGAUGAGAGUACCAUUUGUAUUUGGAAUCCAACAACUAAAGAAUAUAAGAGAGUACCCAAAUCGCCAAAUAAUCAGUUUCCAUGUGACUUAAUUAUGCAUGAUUUUAUGAAUGCAUAUGGGUUUUGCUAUGAUUGUAGGAUUGAUGAUUAUAAGUUUAUUAAAGUUGUGGGCUUUAUCGGAGUUCCAAGUAGGUCGGGAGUUCAGGUUUAUAAACUAGGAUCAGACUCAUGGAGUACUCAUAGGUUCAUACCUUACUAUUUUCCUUGUAAUACAAGGCGUUUGGGUAUUACUGUUCAUGAAUCUCUUCAUUGGUUAGCCAGGCCAGGAGUUGAAAGCUAUUUGCAAGAAAGUCCUGAUGUUAUUGUUUCUUUUAAUAUUUGUGAGGAAAGAUUUGAUGCUUUGGCUUUCCCAGCAUCCGUGGAAAAUGAGAACGUAAUCAAGGAACAAGAACUUGGAGCUCUAGAUGGUUGUCUUUGUUUACUUCUUCAGGACCCUAAUUGUCGUGUUGAUUUAUGGGUAAUGCGGGAAUAUGGUGUGCGAGAAUCUUGGUCUAUACUUUUCAGUACUACUCAUGAUUUGGUUGUAGACCAUCAUAUUCGUAGUAAUUUUCUGGUAUACUCAUUUGAAAAUGAUGAAGUUCUGUUGGGAAAUUUUGAUAGUUUCAUUUUAUAUAAUCCGAGAUACGAUAGAGCUAAAACUGUGACGAUUCCUGGCAUUCGUGGAUCGGGUGAAGUAGAGAGUUAUUUAACGAGCUUAUUUUCACUCAACUCACGUACUUAUGUUGGGGAAGAUGAUAGAAUCGAGGACUAG